AUGCCCCCGAUCCUCGACUCUGGGUUUUGGCUGGAGACAGGCAAGGCGGUUUUUUACUUCUUCUGCAAGAACACUGAGGACACGCGAAACACGACUGUGUGUAUCUUGCGGAGUCUGCUUCAUCAGACGUUGAAGCAGUAUCCGGACACUCGGGAGGCAGUGAAGAGAGCGUACAAUGCCAGCAGCUCAGCUCUUGACGAACUCCACACCCUUUCUGGUCUCUUCCAUAAAGCCAUGGCUAGCCCGUCGCUAAAACGUGUGUGGUUAGUCAUCGAUGGUCUGGACGAAUGCAAACAAGAAUCGUGGGAGCCUCUUGUUCAAAAACUACUGAGUGCUCCCUUCACUACCGAUACUUCCACCCCGAGCCCUGGUAUGAAAGUCAAGCUUUUAAUCCUGACGAGGCCCAACGCAAUUCCACUGCGCACUGUCGAAGGCUCCAACAAUCUGGUGAAGUACAUCACUCGGCCUAAUAUUGCGAAUGAUCUGGAACGUUUCAUCCACAACGAGGUUCCCAGACUAUUCAAAGACCCAGAAAUUCGCGAUGAUGUAUCCCGCGAUCUCUCCACCAGGUCUGGCGGGACAUUUUUAUGGGUAGCAUUCGCUCUUAGCUAUGUUGAAAGUCUCAGGUUGACAGAGCCAUUCGCACGGGACGAAUUGCGCAGCAUGCCUACCAAGUUAAGAGACAUCUAUGAACGGAUCCUGAAAGACGCCAAAUCCCACUCUCUCCGUCAAUACGUCCGGCCUACACUGCACCUCAUCCUCGCGGCGCAAAGGCCGCCCACGACAAAUGAAUUGGCGCUGCUUCUCUGUUUUGUAGAGUCUAGUCCAUCCAAGACACCGGACAACAAGACCAUCGAGCAGAUGCAGGGGGCAUCACAAGCCUGUGACCUCCUCAUUCAAAAGAAUAUAAGAGGGACAGUAUCGACAAUCAGCAUCAUCCACCAGUCCUUGAAAGACCUUUUGGAGGAAAAGAAAAAGCGGUUGCCACGGGCUCUUCGAUCCUACGUGUUCGAUGAAAGCAAGUCGAGAAUUGAGCUCGAAACGGCUUGCCGGGCAUAUCUCUCGACAGAUGAAGUGCGAAAAGCGUUGGACUUCGUGGAACAUAAACUAUCCCGCACAAAAUCUAGACUUGCCGGCUCUUCAAUUGGCAAGGACGGGGCAACCUUAUCAGAACAACAACUUGGACUGCUGACAUUUGCAUUGCGGACCACACGCUGGAGCCCGCCUCGUGGUACUUCCCAUGGUCUUGUCUUGUGGCAGUUGCGUCGGCCGGAUGAAUUAUAUCACGGUUGGAAUUCCGAUUAUGAGGCCCGGGUGUGUGGAUUUGCUGAAAAUGCCAUCGAGAAUGCACAUGUCUCUGCCCUCCAAUUCUUCUGCAGGAUCUUAGAUGCCAUGAAUACUGAGGAGAAUUCCUGGCGGAGAAGACUCGUCAGUUGGUGCCUACUUGCGCUCGAACACGGCCACGACUUGCUCUUGGAACCACUGCUCAACGAACUCAGUCUCUUGCAAGACAAAGACUAUCUAGAGAACCUCGUUCAAAUUGGUUUGUACAACAUACUCAAAUUCCUGGCGAACAAGAGUGAAGCUCACCAAGUUGAGCGCCGCAACUCUAUGAGCACAUGCAUUCGCCUGUGCCAAAGCCACCUUGAUCAGACUGACAUGAUUCGGGGUAAUGCAUUGCAUAUUGCUGUCCGAACAUACAUCGCCGAAGCUGUGCAAAUCUGCAUAGAACAGCAUGUUGACGUGUUUGCGAAAGAUGGAUAUGGCCAAACACCCCUACACUACGCCGUAAGGAAAUCAAGCAGUGAAGUGGUUGAGCUUCUUCUGGAAGAGCACAGCAUCAAGGCACCUGCUGAAGACCAGAAAGGUAGAGGCCGAGGAGGAAACACGUUGUUGCACUAUGCUGCGCGAAGGAACGAUAGCGCAGUCUUGGAGGCUUUGCUAAAGUGCCAUUUUGGCAAGGAGUUGAUUUAUACUGCCAACAAUGACGGCGAGCUUCCCAUCCACACUGCUAUCCACAGGAGGACGACGUUGGGCAAUGUGAGGCUGCUACUUGAAGCUGAUGUAGAGAAGACGUCGCUUUGCACGACAAAUCUGAAAGGCCAAACGGCGCUUGAUUAUGCCAGAUCAAGACUGGAGCAGUGUUCUGGUGGUAUCAUGGUACAGGAUCGUUCCGGGCACGAAUUGAGUAGCUCUGCCGACAAAUGGGAGCAAAUCGUUGCAUAUCUCGAGAAGCAAGGAACGCUCGCCGUAGCAGUGCUACAGACGGAAAUACCAGGCGGCUCAUGUUCUGCAUCAGAAGUACAACAGACGAUGAGCAUUCCAGAGGACGUCACCGCCAAAAGCGUCUCCGCCAAAGACACAGUAUUCGAGGAGCCGACCAUUCAAGGACAACCACUCGAGCAGCGUCUACCUCAUGACCAGAUCAAGGAACCUGUGCAUGUACAGUACCCUGGAUCACACUUCCAAGAGCUUAAGAACAACAUAGACAAGGUCAUCGGAACGCUACUCGAACUUCAUCCACAGGAGGCAACACAAAUACGUCAUGAAGUUUUCCAACUAUGCGAGGAGCUAUUGUCCUCCCUGACGAUUUCUAUGCCGUCGCAAAGUGUGAGCGCUGCCGCUCAGUCUCAAUCAUAUCCGAAAGAGAACCAAGCGUCCAAUAUCCAAGACGAUGAGCUGCUAGACGUCGACCACGCUGGAGCAAGUGUUGUGGGGGAAGGCAAGGAUUCUUCUAAUGCUGAGGAGGGCAUCGGCGACGAUGGAAGGGCACCUAGUCAUUCGAGCGAACUCGACAAUUUGCAAGGCACGCAAUCUCUGGCGGCCGAACCACCUCCAAAGCCACUAUCUUCUUCAGACAAACACUUGGGUGCCGUACUAAGAUCAAGCCAAUUAGCUCAUCUUCCUAGAGACAUCCUCCAACCAUCUGAGCUCCUUCUGAAGCUGCAAUACGAACUACCACGAGAGUAUCGACUCUGGACUCCCCUGCUCACCCGCUUGUUCUACGCCAUCGGCAGCCCUGAAAGCUUCCUCCAACUACGAGACGCCUGUCGCUUCAUCCGUCGAACACCUUUCAAAGCUCGGCCAGUGAGCACUGGUAACAGCGAUCUCGCAGAAACCGUCCAAGCCCUUGAUUCUCUCGAAGACACCGACUGCGUGGCCUCCGUACUUCGCCGAUACCAUCUAUCUCGACUCCUUGAAUAUCGCAACGCUCGCUGGCAACAUCACCAAUCUCGAUUCCCUAAUGUACGGGUGACGAAAUUCAAGCACGGCCAUGUGCGAGUCAAGCAAGCCAAGCCAAACGAAGGUCAGAAAACAGCUGCAUCAGCAGCACUGAAGGACUUACUGGCGGAAGCGUACCCUCAACUGCACGAUGAAAGUGGAAAGCCUUUGAGCAAGACUAGCGGCCCACAUCAAAGAGCCUACAAGUCUCUGAAAAGACGCUUGGGUAAUGGCCGCAACUGGCUCGCUUUGUCCCAGGCUUUCUCCGCAGGGAUUCUCAGCCUCGUGCCCACGGGAGGUGACUUCUCAAUCCAUAACCAUCAGAUUGAGAUGAUCCCGGCAGCCGCUUUCCAAACAUUCCUUUCAGUUCUGUCCUCUCAGCGUGGAGGCUUUCUUCGCAUGGCCUCAGCGAUGUUAUCAAAGGGGAUCUUCGAGGUUCUGAUGGGGAAGGGACUGGACCAGUUGUGGUAUCCUCUGGAGAACUUUAAUGAAGAGACAUGUGAAAGCGAGGGAUUUGACUCGUUUGCCCUGGUCACUGGCUGCACGAGCAAGGCAGGUGAGAAUCCGCGGAAGACUAAUCCUCAGUUUCUCGGGGGCGAAGGCGUGGUGUAG
Messenger RNA from Zasmidium cellare ATCC 36951, 3834 nucleotides. RefSeq lists its product as uncharacterized. The record is from RefSeq and is a predicted model, not a curated record. Gene Ontology annotation, molecular function: protein binding. The transcript is spliced from 3 exons. Bases 1 to 3834 code for a protein of 1277 amino acids. NCBI's taxonomy places the organism in Eukaryota, Fungi, Ascomycota, Dothideomycetes, Mycosphaerellales, Mycosphaerellaceae.